Stylophora pistillata is the source of this 1578-nucleotide messenger RNA. Its product is annotated as sulfotransferase 1B1-like. Lineage: Eukaryota; Metazoa; Cnidaria; Anthozoa; Scleractinia; Pocilloporidae. Gene Ontology annotation, molecular function: sulfotransferase activity. The record is from RefSeq and is a predicted model, not a curated record.
AUGGAACAGUGGGCACAGAGAACCAGUGAAACAGUGGGUACAAAGGACCAGAGGAACAGUGGGUACAGAGAACAGUGGGCACAAAGGACUAGUGGAACAGUGGGCACAGUGGGCUCUGAGGACCAGUGGAACACUUUAAUUUUGAUACUGUAUACUUUUUCAAGGACACAUUGGCUUGCAGAAAUUGUCUCACGUAUUUACAACAAUGGUAACCUGUCGGAAAAGCGAGGUUUUCUCAUGGAAAGGGCACUGCACUCACACCAGCCGAAUUCUCUAAUUCCUGACCUCAGCGCCCUGCCAAGUCUCAGAAUUUUUAAGACACAUCUUUCUUACGAUGUCAUCCCGAAAUCACCCAACAAGGACACGGUUUGCAAAUACAUUUACAUUGCUCGAAAUCCAAAGGACAUUGCGGUAUCCUAUUAUUUCUUCUGGUCAGGCAUUUCAUUAUCAUGGCAUGGACCGUGGGAAGUUUUUGCUAAACUAUUCGUCAAAGGAAAUGGUGGGUUCUCGACGUUUGGGAUUCCUUGGAACCACUGGAAUGACCAUGUUCUGGGCUGGUGGAAGCACAAAGAUGACCCUAACGUCUUGUUUCUUAAAUGUGAAGAUAUCAAAAAGGAUCCACUCUCCCAUGUUCGAAUGAUCGCAGACUUCCUCAACAGGCCUCUCACUGAUGAUGUCAUCAGUCGCAUCGCUGAGCAGUGCAAUUUCAUUACGAUGAAGAAAGACCAUGAUGCAACUCUCACGGUUCCAUUCAGGGAUGGCCGAAAUGUGCCGAUUCUUCGGAAGGGCUUGGUCGGUGACUGGAAAAAUUACUUUACUCCGGAGUUGAAUGAGAGAUUUGACUGGGAAGUGCUUGCAAAAUUACAUGGAACUGGAUUAGAGUUUGAUUUUGAAAUAUAGGAUAAAGAACCACGACUGUAGCAGACAAAGGAUACCUCGGAUCAAAGAACAUGUAGUCGAUGCUUUAAAUCUCAAUGAAAGUAUAGUACUUGUUUGAUAUGCAGGACAUGAAGCACAGUCAUUUAAACUAAUCGUUUUCGAGAAAUGGAAAUUAUGUUUAGAGCCGCUUCUAGCUGCUUGAUUACCUUGUGAACUCAAGGAAAAAGGAAUUAUAAAUUUUAAAAUCCAUUUACCACAAAAAUUCAUAUGAAUGUUGACCAGUAGACCUUUUCGAGUCCGAAGAAAAAUUGCAAAAAAAUAGUUCUCUAGAAUAAUAUCACAUGACCUAAAACGGUAGACAUCACGUACAAGCUUAAGAGGUGUAACGCCAUGUUUACCUAUAUUGUAAACUCUUUAGUUGUGGUAUUACUACAGACAUUCCAUUUUCUUGUGAAUUCAUCUUUAUUUCCAAACUCCUUUUGGUCAUUGCUUCAUUCCAACAAACUGAGAAAUUUUGCCUCGUUUUGAUGCUUUUUCUAAUGACGAACUUUGCGUAAGGAGAAGCCUCACGGUUAAGUUCGCUCUUCACUCUUUUCUCUUCAAGCUCUCUUUGAAAACCAGCCAUAGACUUUAAUUCAGGUUUAUACAAAGAAACUCUAAAAAGUGGAUAGCAAAAAUAAAAUAAGGUAUACAACUGCA